Laccaria bicolor S238N-H82 is the source of this 420-nucleotide messenger RNA. RefSeq lists its product as uncharacterized. The record is from RefSeq and is a predicted model, not a curated record. The coding region runs from base 1 to 420 and encodes 139 amino acids. The transcript is spliced from 3 exons. NCBI's taxonomy places the organism in Eukaryota, Fungi, Basidiomycota, Agaricomycetes, Agaricales, Hydnangiaceae.
AUGCCUGUUAAGAAAGGAGAUUUUCUCCGAGUCAUCGACUCCGCUACCGUCACUCACAUACAGGUGCACAUUAUUUGGCAGCAAUCCUUGCAAAGCAGAUCUCAGGAUUACUACAUUGUCACCUACACCAACAUUACACGCGCGUCGGAGGACGAACACUCGGGACUGCUCUACAUUCAGAAGGACAUGCUCGAUGAUUUCAGGGCAAAGCAUGUCCCUGGCGAGAAGGGGAUUACAUUCAUAGUCGAUGACACCUUCCAGUACGGCCAAGAUACGACCCACAGUCACCGUUGGCUUGCAUUUCAUGACAAGAGCCAGAAGAUGUAUCAGAACCGCUUCUUCGAAAGGAUGGGAAGCGUGAAAUUUUCUGAUGCGGUUAUAGAGAUGGCAGACAAGGACGAGUACCUUCGCGACUUCUGA